GAGCCAGGAUCGUCCUUGGGGCGCGCGCCGCGGGCUUCCUCGCGGAAGUCGCUGCACUGGCCGCUAGGAUCCAGGACAGACGCCAGCUCGACGAGGUCAAUGGCCUCGUCUACCAAAAGCUGGCGUCCAAGUUCCGCGCCUACAGCAGCUGGCCUGCGAAGCGCCUGGCCGUGCGGGACAUGCUGGCGUACAUUCGCAGCUCGCGCCCCGGCCGCUCCCCGUCCUGGACCACGCUGUGGAAUCUCCACACCGCGCCUCCGCCUCAGUCGCUCAGCUUGGAGCUCGGCCGCGAUCUA
Molecule: messenger RNA, 296 nt
Organism: Effrenium voratum
Lineage: Eukaryota; Dinophyceae; Suessiales; Symbiodiniaceae
Source: the annotation of a GenBank genome assembly